GUUUUUCUCCUUUUCUUCUACAGUCUCAAGAAAACAAAACCCUCCGCCGCCGCAACCACCAAACAUUUUCUAGAGUUUUAUCAAAAUCACACCACCACAGCCACCGCCGCUGCCGUCGAUGGAGUUAAAACAAAACUAGAUCAUCAAAAUCACUCCAAAGCUAUCAUUGUCUAAGUAUUUUAGUGAUCUUUGUUUGAUUUGGACAAAAAUGGUGACAAUGAACUCUUUUGAUCUCUUAGGAGAUGUUGAUAAUGAAGAUCCAUCACAACUUCUUGAGUUACUUCAACAAAAGAUCAAAUCUAAGAAGUUAUCAUCUGUUGUUCCUGAUGCUGAUGAAGUUUCUGCUGCUGCUAAGUUUCCUUCACAUGCUGUGAAGGAAAGGAGAGAAGGUUAUUCAGGGCCACGAGAUGGGGAACGUGGGGGUACUGGACGUGGUAGGGGAGGACGUGGAAGUGGUUUUGGUGGUAGGAAUUCUUACAGCAAUGAGAGUUCUGAUGGGUACACACCUAAUGAUUCAGAAUUGGAGAAGGAUUCGAGGAACGGUUUUGAUAGGGAGCACGGUAUGCGUCAUGGACCAGGUCCAUAUAGGCCUAUUCGUGGUGGUGUAAACACAUGGGGUGACCCUUUUGAUGGUGGAAAUCGUGAUAGAAGAAUCAGCAAUAGGUGGGCGGGCUCGAGGAAACACGGCAACUCGGCAACAGCCCAUGACCAGCCUGAAGAAAAACAUGAGGACCUUGUUGCGGAAAUGAAGGAAAUUAUUUCUGAUGAGGUGGAGCAGAGUGAUGCAGCAGCAUCUGAAGCAAUUAAUGACUGGGAGGAGUCCAAAACUAACGAGGAGAAGGAAGCCGAGACCAAGAAAGCCGAGGAGGAGGCCAAGAAAGCCGAGGAGGAAGCUUCCAAGAGAGCCGAGGAGGAGGCCAAGAGAGCCGAGGAAGAGGCCAAGAGAGCCGAGGAGGAAAAGAAGAUGACACUGGAGGAGUAUGAAAAGGUACUUGAAGAGAAGAGAAAAGUUCUAGUUGCAAUGAAGGCUGAAGAGAGGAAAGUUGAGUUGGACAAGUCGUUUGAGUCUAUGAAGCUGCUUAAGAAAGGAGAAGAAGAAAUUUUUGUCAAGCUGGGCUCUGACAAGAAUUCAGGAAAACGAAGGGAAGAUGGUUAUCGCGAGGAGAAAGUCAAAAAGUCUGUUAGCAUCAUUGAGUUCCUGAAACCAGCUGAGGGUGAAAGGAGAAACUAUAGAUCUGGAGGUGGUCGACGUGACAGUGGUGAAGGUGGUCGAGGUGCAACUGGAGGUGGUCGAGGUGCUACUGGAGGUGGUCGACGUGACAGGGGUGAAGGUGAUCGUGGUGCCACCAGAGGCCGUGGUGGGGGUCAGAACAACAACAAUGCAAGAUCAUCACCUGAUGGUCCAUCUAUUGGUGAUAUCAGUCUCUUUCCCUCAUUGGGUGGAAAAUAGAGACACAUAUUUUAACCUACACCCAACUCUUUGUUUUGUUUGCCACAGAAGUUUUGUAGAGUUGGGUUAUGUGGUUAGAAGAAUUUGAGGUUCUCUUGAUCCUCUACUUUUAGGUUAUGAAAGAUUUUUAUAUUAGUUUAGUGAUACAUCUGUGAUCACAAAUAUUGAAGUACCUCUUUAGUUUAUCUGCUUAUGGUUAGCAGCAGCACAGUCCAGAUUAUAAAACCUCUCUUAACUAGUCAGAUUUUAAGCCUAUAUUGCUCUAUGGUCUUUUUUG
This is a messenger RNA of Papaver somniferum (opium poppy), 1727 nucleotides long. RefSeq names its product RGG repeats nuclear RNA binding protein C-like. Lineage: Eukaryota; Viridiplantae; Streptophyta; Magnoliopsida; Ranunculales; Papaveraceae. Gene Ontology annotation, molecular function: RNA binding. Gene Ontology annotation, cellular component: cytoplasm; nucleus. The record is from RefSeq and is a predicted model, not a curated record. The transcript is spliced from 6 exons. Bases 209 to 1450 code for a protein of 413 amino acids.